AUGGGCAUUGAUGAUUUUCUACCAGAAACUAGUUUUGACAACAAAUCUGAUGACAACCCUUAUAGUAUUAAUGUCAUUGAACGUGAAUGUAGACCAAAUGAGUACAAAUUAAUAGGAGGUAUGAAACUAGUAAAAAGAAAAAAGCCCAAAAUAAUCGGCUCCAUCGGGCACCAUAAAGAUAAGGAACCAGAAAACUAUUUUAGGGAGUAGCUAAUGCUUUAUACACCAUGGUGAAAGGAAAGCACUGAUUUGAUAAAAGACUGUCAAACUUACCAAGAACGGUUUGAACAAGUUAAGGAUGAAGUUGUCUACAAUACGUGCCAAUAUGAGUACCAUUCAGAAAUACUAGAUAAAGCAAUAAACGAUAUGAAUAAUACUGAAUUUGACAACUUUAACAAUGUUGCUCCAAAUGCAGAACAUAUCAAUAAGCAGGACUGUGCUAUCAAGGAGAAGCAUAGUGAAUUAUUUGGUUGCUUUGACCCUGGAACAAGUUAAGGAUGAAGUUGUCUACAAUACGUGCCAAUAUGAGUACCAUUCAGAAAUACUAGAUAAAGCAAUAAACGAUAUGAAUAAUACUGAAUUUGACAACUUUAACAAUGUUGCUCCAAAUGCAGAACAUAUCAAUAAGCAGGACUGUGCUAUCAAGGAGAAGCAUAGUGAAUUAUUUGGUUGCUUUGACCCUGGAAAAAAAAAGCAGCAUAAUCAGUAUGAUUUGCCUGAUGGUAUAUGUAUUUUCCCUAGAAAUAAUGAUGACAAAGAACUUCUUAUAAAGUGCAUGUCUGAUAAUGAUUAUUAUGCACUUGUCCGUUCUUUGAAAGAAAAACGAAAAUAUAUUUUUUUAUCAUGUAUUAAAUUUAGUCAAAACUAAAGAUGAACCUCUCAGAUGAUGUGAAAGUUGUGGAAACAGCCCAUACUGGUAAGGCAUCAUUCAACAUAGGAGGUAAAACAUUGCAUUCUGCUUUUAAGAUACCUGCUAAUAGAGGUUUUGAGUAUUGUGCAAUGAACAGUGACUAA
Messenger RNA from Pocillopora meandrina, 1014 nucleotides. The record is from the annotation of a GenBank genome assembly. Lineage: Eukaryota; Metazoa; Cnidaria; Anthozoa; Scleractinia; Pocilloporidae.